This is a messenger RNA of Corythoichthys intestinalis (scribbled pipefish), 2980 nucleotides long. It is a transcript of the gene rab33a, whose product is annotated as RAB33A, member RAS oncogene family. Gene Ontology annotation, molecular function: GTP binding; GTPase activity. Gene Ontology annotation, biological process: Rab protein signal transduction. The transcript has 4 exons. The record is from RefSeq and is a predicted model, not a curated record. Lineage: Eukaryota; Metazoa; Chordata; Actinopteri; Syngnathiformes; Syngnathidae. The coding region runs from base 70 to 876 and encodes 268 amino acids.
UCCACCCAUUCUUCCAUCUCUCCUCUCUAGACUCACGCAUCCCAAUUUUUGCAUAGCUCCUCCGGCACAAUGACCAACGAUUCCCCGGAGGAGGAGAGCCGAGGACGGAGGGUACCUCGGCCGAGCCGAGCAGACGACAAUGUCACCAUCCUGACAUCAUCAAUGGAUGUUUACCGAAACCGGAGCCGGGCCAGCAGCAGCAACGACGCUGGCGCCAGCUUCACAUCGUCCGCGGACCUAAGCACCUCCUCCCUGGAACUGAGCAUUCAGACUCGGAUCUUUAAGAUAAUCGUUAUUGGGGACUCCAACGUGGGGAAGACGUGUCUCACCUUCCGCUUCACUGGCGGAAGCUUUCCCGAUCAGACCGAAGCCACCAUUGGCGUGGAUUUCAGUGAGAAGGCGGUGGAAAUCGAAGGAGAAACGAUCAAGGUGCAGGUAUGGGACACAGCUGGCCAGGAGCGAUUUCGUAAAUCCAUGGUCGAGCACUACUACCGCAAUGUCCAUGCAGUCGUCUUUGUUUAUGAUGUCACCAAAAUGGCUUCUUUCCGCAACCUGCAAACGUGGAUUGAGGAAUGUAACGGUCAUCGGGUUUCAGCAUCAGUACCUCGAGUCCUUGUAGGGAACAAGUGUGACCUCGUGGACCAAGUACAGGUACCAUCCAACACAGCACUGAAGUUUGCAGAUUCUCACAACAUGCUGCUGUUCGAAACGUCUGCAAAAGAUCCGAGAGAGAGUCAGAAUGUGGACUCGAUCUUUAUGUCACUGGCCUGUCGACUGAAAGCUCAAAAGUCUUUACUCUACAGAGACGUGGAGCGGGAGGACGGGAGAGUGCGACUCACUCAAGAGACUGAAACAAAAAGUAAUUGUCUUUGUUGAAGAAAAAUGCAAUUAGUGGAAAUACUGGAAUGGAAUUGUGUACAUCGGAAUAACGGUGCAUGUCAAGGAGGGGGAGGACAAUGAUGAUGGGGACAAAAAUAAAAGAGUCUUCAUGGACUUUUACUGGUUUAGGAGCAAAAUGAUGCUUAUGAUUGACAUGCAAACAUGUCUUGUAGAAGUGGAGGGGCGGCAACUUUUGCUUUGGACUUUAGCACAAGAAAAGACAAAUAUAGUCUGGUGAUGGAUUGAAGGAAAGAUGAAUACGAACGUUACAUACGUAUAGUUCAGAGUUCUGAAAUGACUGCUUUGUUUUACUUUGAUGAGCUGUGUAUAGUGUUUCCUCAAAUAGUGGCCUCUGCUUGAAUAGGCGCCUAAAAACGAAUAUUUCAACACUGAUCCAAAACUAAUGAGGGAUUUGAAUAACAAAAAUAAGCAAAAAACGUGAUGUCUCCUGUCAUGUAAAAACACCUUUCACGAGAGAGUUGGACAGAAAGCUUUUGGAGUCUUUUCAUUUUAUAUGAGACACUAAUAUGCAUUAUACAUAAAAUGCAAUACCAAUUAAGUUAGGACAUUGUAUAAACUAUACAGAGAAACAGAUUACAAUCAUUUGAAAAUACUUUUCGAUUUAUUGUACUUUCAAAUGAAUACAUCACAAAUACUAAACUGAUAAACUUCACAUCGAAGACUGAGCAAAAUGACAGAGUGAAAAGGCAUUUACAGAACCAGUAUACACGUUUUUAAACACCGUCAGUGUUAUUUACUAAGUGUAUUCAAUAUUAUUUCAACCUGGCAGAAAAUGUACUUCUGAUGUUCUUCAUAUAGCCCUUGCCUUCAUAAUGCAUCUCUGAGUUUGAUGAUCCAGUUGGCCAUUGGGCGCUUACUGUACAGGGGUUUCAGAUCAGGGUAUAUAAUCAUAAUUAUUAUAUAAGUUGUAUCUUCAAAAACUAUGACUUGUGUAAAAUCACUGUGAAAACAUCAAUGCAGAGGGAACAUAACAUAGUUUGGAAAUAGCAAAUGUGGAUAAUGCUUAAAAAUGUGUUGGUUUUUGACCAAAUGGUUAAUGUACUCUCCUGUUUGACACGCUGUAUAUGUACUGUAUCUUUUUAGUGCUUUCCUUUUGUACAGUGGCUUAUCCCGCUUUGCCUUCAUAUACAAAUGCAAGAAGAGCUAAAUGACUUGUGACUUCUCAUCAGACACAAUAAUUUCUAUAGUGUUCAUCAUUUUGCUUGUUGAAGUAUUCUUUACAUUUGUAUUAAUACCCCCGUUUACCUACAAAACGGCUUAUAACCUGUCGACACAAGGCUACAGCAGUGAUGAUCACUCUUUACGGUCCACAGACAUGCAAUAUGCUUGACAUUGAGAUAGCUGCCAGAGUAAGUUAUGGGUCAAGGGACACAGCACUGUGGUUUAUAUGGAGAUAAUUCACAUGAAUGAUCAUUUGAGUAAACCCUCCAAUACGUAGGUCUUAGUGAUUUAUUAUUCCCUGAGUAAACCACUGGGUCGCUUGCACAGCUUCAUCUUUGUUGUUCUUCAGUUUUAAUGUACUCACAGAUGAUUAAGAAGUUGCGCAUUGUAAAGCAAAUCCUAUUUCAGCAGGUUAGCACCACUCACAGUGCAUAAAUGAGCUGGAAAAAAUAUAUAUGAGAAAAGAUUAUUGAAUGAAUACCUCCUGUGAAUAUUAAUUUAAUGAUCUGGAUGAAUGACAAUAUAUCAUCAUACUGUAUAUUAGUUUCCAACCGGGAAAAAUUGUCCUUUCUGUAUUUUGUUUGUUCUGCUAUUCAUUUUUUAGUUAUGUUAAAUUGUUUUCAUAUUCAUGUUGGUGUAUUUAGUUUAUGUUUCACUUCAUUCUUUCUACCUUACGUUUCUCAUAUCUGCUUGUUCCCCUUUCUACUCCCAAAUAUGGUUUGUGGCUCUCACAUUGUCAGGUGUGUCCAUUAAUGGAUUGUGAAAAGUAACAUUUAUAAGUAAGCUACAGGUAGUAUGAGAGCAACAGAAAAAAUAUGAGCGAAAUCACUAUAAACAAAAUUAGCAAAAUGCUAUGUUAAAAAAAAAAAAAAAAAAAAAAGAAAAAGCAGUUUUUCAGGAACAGUCAUUCACAGGAGUU